UGGCCUGCCAAGGGAGAUGGUGGAGUCACCAUCCCUGGCAGUGUUCAAGAUGCGUCUGGAUGAGGAGCUAUGAGAUAAGGUAGAUUGUGGUAGGAGUGGUAAUGGGAUGACAGUUGGAUGAGAUGAUCUUGUAGGACCCUUCCAUCCUUGUGAUUCUAGGAUUUUAUGAUUCUAUGAUUCUAUGAUGGUUAUCUUCUUGUUUGAUCAGAUGCGGUGGAGUUUCCUUAACAUCUCUGACACGUGCCCCCAGAAGACAGCAAAGCUCUCUGGAGAGGUUGUCUGGGCAGCAGAUGGGGGCCUCCGUGCCUCCUGGCAUGGAGUCCCCAGUCACUAAGGCAAUGCCAGGCAACAGUGCCCAGCAGCUGCUCCCUGGCAGGGGCUCUCCCUCACCCGCUGAGGUGAUUCCCUGCUUCGACAUGGAACCGGAACCCCACAGCUGAUUGUGUCACAAAAACGUGCUGUGUUUUGGGGCCUGCAGGGUUGCCCUGCAUGCUGCCUGGUCCCCAGCCCGGGGCGCGUCAUUCUCUGUGAGGUGACACUGUGGUGUGAUGUCACAGUGGUACCUCAUACACCCUUGUGGCAGCGGUGGGAGCGGUGGCUCAGUCCGCUUGUGGGACCCGCAGGAAGUGAACCCAGAGAGAGCGUUGUGUCUGUCUGGACAUAUCCUGCUGUGAUGGAGCGUCUGAGAGCCCUUCGAGGUCUCUUUGCUUGUGUGGGCUGCAUGCCCAGGCGUACGCGUCGCAGGGAGAGAAGCAGGGUGUCAAGCCCUGUCCCUACCUGCACCGUGACUUUGCUGCUGCAGUGCCUGCAAGAUCGGGAGGGUGACCGAGCGCAGGCGUACUGUGAGCUGGAGAGCGCCCUGUGGGAAGAUGACAGCCGCCCGCCGUGCGGAGUGGUGAACCGGCUGCUGGCAGAGGUGUCCCAGGACCUGACGGCAGCCCAGGGCGUGACCAGCAAUGUGAGGACAGCUGCCAGCAAUGUCCUGGUGGCUCUGGCUCGGACUCACUUCACCCUGGUUAUGGCCGAGCUCCAGAGCCACCUGAAGGCCGCGGGGGAGAUGUCCAAGGAGUUUGUGCUCAUCACCCUGAGCAAACUCUUCAGCACUUAUGCUCCACAAUGCAUCCCCUUUGUGUGGCUGACACUGGCUGGCCUGCGCAGUGUGGUUGGCCAGGUGAGGAGCGGCCAGAUCCUGCGCAUCGCUUGUGCUGUUGUGAAACAGUGGUUGGACGGAGUGAAGAUUAACUUGUCCUCUGGAAUGCAAUGCCCCUGGCCUGCCAUGGAGAAAGGGCAGAUCUAUGAGAACCUUCACGAGCUGCUCUUCUCUGUGCUGAGGAACUGGCAGGACUGCCAGGAGGAGAAGGUGAGCAUUGCUGCACUCCCAGCCCAGGAUGGCAGCAGGGGCACCCAUGUCGGCAGCUCUGUCUGUGCCCAGCAGGCUGAGAGCCGAGGGGUGACGAGAGGGAGUGGGCUGGCUCUGCAAAGGGUCCCAAACUGGCUCUGUGCCAGGGAGCAGCUGCAUGUCACAGUAUUGUGGCAGGGAGAGCUGGGGAUGAGGGUGUGGGGAAAACCUGCCUGCUCUCCAGAGCAAUCUGGAGAGAAUGAGUAA
Molecule: messenger RNA, 1606 nt
Organism: Meleagris gallopavo (turkey)
Lineage: Eukaryota; Metazoa; Chordata; Aves; Galliformes; Phasianidae
Source: RefSeq, a predicted model, not a curated record